This is a messenger RNA of Trichechus manatus latirostris (Florida manatee), 1308 nucleotides long. RefSeq names its product solute carrier family 25 member 4 (gene SLC25A4). Gene Ontology annotation, molecular function: ATP:ADP antiporter activity. NCBI's taxonomy places the organism in Eukaryota, Metazoa, Chordata, Mammalia, Sirenia, Trichechidae. The transcript has 4 exons. Gene Ontology annotation, cellular component: mitochondrial inner membrane. The record is from RefSeq and is a predicted model, not a curated record. The coding region runs from base 113 to 1009 and encodes 298 amino acids. Gene Ontology annotation, biological process: mitochondrial ATP transmembrane transport; mitochondrial ADP transmembrane transport; negative regulation of mitochondrial outer membrane permeabilization involved in apoptotic signaling pathway.
CCCUUCGCGUCGCGCAGGGACAGGGACAGGGACGGGGACGGGGUGGCGGUGCCUGGCCGGGGCGUAGGCGCGAGCGCGGCUCCCUGAAGACACCCGGCGCCCGGCUGUCACCAUGAGUGAUCAGGCGUUGAGCUUCCUGAAGGACUUCCUAGCAGGUGGCGUCGCCGCUGCCAUCUCCAAGACCGCGGUCGCCCCCAUCGAGAGGGUGAAACUGCUGCUGCAGGUCCAGCAUGCCAGCAAACAGAUCAGUGCUGAGAAGCAGUACAAAGGGAUCAUUGAUUGCGUGGUGAGAAUCCCCAAGGAACAGGGCUUUCUCUCCUUCUGGAGAGGUAACCUGGCCAAUGUCAUCCGUUACUUCCCCACCCAAGCUCUCAACUUCGCCUUCAAGGACAAGUACAAGCAGAUCUUCCUCGGGGGCGUGGACCGGCACAAGCAGUUCUGGCGCUACUUUGCCGGUAACCUCGCAUCUGGUGGGGCAGCCGGGGCUACCUCUCUCUGCUUUGUCUACCCGCUGGACUUUGCCAGGACCAGGCUGGCCGCUGACGUGGGCAAGGGUGCUGCCCAGCGUGAGUUCACUGGUCUGGGCAACUGUCUCGUCAAGAUCUUCAAGUCUGAUGGCCUGAGGGGUCUCUACCAGGGUUUCAACGUCUCUGUCCAGGGCAUCAUUAUCUACAGGGCUGCCUACUUCGGAGUCUAUGAUACUGCCAAGGGGAUGCUGCCAGACCCUAAGAACGUACACAUCUUUGUGAGCUGGAUGAUUGCACAGAGCGUGACAGCGGUCGCAGGGCUGGUGUCCUACCCCUUUGACACAGUUCGCCGUAGGAUGAUGAUGCAGUCAGGCCGGAAAGGGGCUGAUAUAAUGUACAGUGGGACAGUCGACUGCUGGAGGAAGAUUGCGAAAGAUGAAGGACCCAGAGCUUUCUUCAAAGGUGCCUGGUCCAAUGUACUGAGAGGCAUGGGAGGUGCUUUUGUAUUGGUAUUGUAUGAUGAGAUCAAAAAAUUUGUCUAAUGUCACUAAAACUCACGUUCACUGGUUCCAGAUCCAUUUUGUGGUUUAAUAGAUUUUUCCUAGGAGAAGUGAAAAGACAGAUCUGGGAUGAAACCAGACUGAAGGGAAUACCUCAGAAAGGAAUGCUUCCUUGAGUGUUCAUUAAACCACAAAUACAUUUUGUAUUUAUUUUACAUUUAAAGUUCUACAGCAAAUAGGAAAUAACUGAUCAUUCUUGUAUAAUUAACUAAAGAACUGACAAUGAAGAAAAUAACUGAAUGUAAAACAUCAAUAAAGACCACUUAAUGCACGUUCUCUAA